Rhopalosiphum padi (bird cherry-oat aphid) is the source of this 2261-nucleotide messenger RNA. Its product is annotated as THAP domain-containing protein 1-like. The record is from RefSeq and is a predicted model, not a curated record. NCBI's taxonomy places the organism in Eukaryota, Metazoa, Arthropoda, Insecta, Hemiptera, Aphididae.
UUCUCGGUUGGCAAAACAUUUAAGAUUAUUCUACAAUUUACAUAAUAUUUUAGACUAAAGUAUAUUCUAUCCAUAGGCGUGCGCAGACAUUUGUGGCAGGGUGGGCUAAGUCAAUAAAUAUUAAGAAACCUGAACUCUGAUGGAAGAAACAAUAUUAAAAUGUUACAUACUUUAUUUUACCUACUCAUAAUCACCCACUUUUUAAGGCAUAAAUCAUUUAAAUGAUUAAAAACAGAUACAUAUUUUUUUUUAAUUAAAUAAGAAAUAUUGUAAUUGCCAACACAGUUUAAUACAAUUUCGUAAUCUGUAAUGGUAAUAUGACAUAAUAUGUUAUCAAUUUUAUUUUUAAAGGCAUUUAAUUUAUUAUUAUUGUGUAUCAGUUAUUUUUACCUACCUAUUUAAUGUUUUAUGAUUUUUGAAAAAUCAAAAAUCGUUAUGCUUAGAACAUGUAUUACUUGUAUAAAAAUUCUGGUACGGCUCGCAGGGUGGGCCACGGCCCACCCGGCCUCCCCUGUGUGCACGCUUAUGAUUCUAUCUAUAUCUAUAUAUUCUAUAACAAUUUAUUAUUUAAUUACUUAAUACAAUUUAACGUCAUUGACCAUAUUGUAUUAAGAUACAAUUUACAAGAAUAGUCAGUGUAGUGUACAAGUGCUUGAAAAUUAAUUAUAAUGCCUGUUUCGUGCGCUGCAGCGUAUGGAUGCUCAAACAGAUAUCGAACUGGACAAAAUAUACAUUUCUUUCGAUUUCCUAUUUCUAACAACGAGUUGAUGCAAAAAUGGAUUAGUGCAAUAAAAAGAAAACAUUUUGAGGCAAAUCAAUGGAGUCGGAUAUGUAGUGUUCAUUUUACAGAACAAGACUAUCAAGUUAAACCUGGGGCACAUAGAUUAUUAUUAAAAGACAAUGCAGUUCCAUCAUCAGUAUUCCCAUCAUUUCCAUCCUACCUUCAAACACCAAUUGCAAUUCCUAGGAAACCACCUACAUUAAAGAACUGUUGUGAUAAAGAUCUAACUGUAAAUCAAUUAGAAGACAAUGUUAAUGAAUGUGACGACAUGUAUCGAGUUAGUAAUUUUAAGAGCGUGGAAGUACAAACUGACACCUAUUAUCCAAAUGAAAAAAUUCUUAAAAAUAAAAUUAAAAUAUUACAGCAAAAACUAAGAAGGAAAAAUAAAAAAAUUGAAAAUUUAGAAGAUUUAUUAAGUAAUUUAAAAAACAGAGGACUUCUUGAAGAUGAACCACAGACUAUUAUUGGUUCUAAUUUUAAAGAUUGAAGACGAUUUUAUUGUAAAAAAAAAAUCAUAUUUGAAAAUGAAAAUGAUAACAAAUCAAUCGUUCAUAAUAAUUUUAUUGGGAUUUAUAAUCAUAGCCCAAGCGGGUAUAUUUUCAAUUACAACAAAACGCAAUCUAGAACUGGAAAAUAACAAAAAAGAAACGAGAAUGCUCAUGAAUAAAAUAAGAAACCUAUCAAAUAAAAUAGUUAAAGAAGAGGAGACACGUCUCGAACAAUCUAACAUUACCACACACGAAGUCAAGGCAUGGCAGGCGAUGUAUACAGGUUUAUCUAAAGGUUAUGGGAUACUAGAAAAAAUAAUGAAAAAAGAUGCUGCACAACCUAUGGCAGGAAUUAAUUUAAGUAUCACAAAUACAAAUGGGACGUAUAGUGGGAUUACAAAUAUUACAAAUAUUUUUAUAAAUUGUAACCAUACUAACCACCGUGAUUUAAAUGUACACUAAAUUGAUAUAUUUGUUAUAUUAUGUUUAUUUUUCUAAUAAAAUGAGUUCUAAUAAAACAAAUAAUGCGUUUUAUUUAUUAUUUUUAUAUUUAUCAUAGGUACCAAAAAAUUAACAUCAGCACAAGAAAAUGGGGUUUAAAAAGAAAUCCUUACAAACAAAUUCUUACAAACAUAUAUGUUAUUACAAUGAAAAAAAUAUUAUAAAUAGUUAUAAUGUGAAUGCUUGUCAGUUGUCAUACAUGCAAAACACUAAAAAAAAGAAAAGAUGGAACAAAGAUAAGGAUAUUUAGAUAAUUUUUUAUUGAUAUUCUAAAUAUAACUAUCAAAUACAUUUAUAAUUCAUAUUUUUUUAUUGCUGCAUUUUCAAGAUAGCCUAUGUGAUCAUAACCAAAAUAAUUGUUUGUUUGUUUAUUUUUCAUGCUCUAAAUGGUCUUUACUGAUUUAGUUGCAUUAGAUUGUUAUUUUUGUAUUAUUGAAUUAAGUAAAAAAUUUAAAUAUGCCUAAUUGUAUGGUUCCUGGGUGUUCAAACAA